AUGCACUUGGCUGCAUGCAAGAGAAAAGAUCGAGAAUUUUCCCUUUCCCGCAUUUUCCUGCAGGCCUGCACGGGCUCCUCUUGUCUGUUUUUCGCCGGAUUUGCACCAACCAAGUGGUCCGACAGCCAGCUUGCCUGCCUGUCAUGUCUCUCUCCCACCUCUCGGCAUCGGCAGCAUCGCUUCUCGGCCAUCGCGGCAUCGUUGUCAAUCCCUGCAUCAGCCAAGUUUCCUCUCUUGUUACUUGUAUUCAAAGAUGCUACUUCGAACCUGACGGACCUAAUUCGGUGUAUUCCAUGCGCACCCGCCAGGCGUGGUAAGCUUUGGUCAGCUUUGCGGAUGAGUCAGUAG
Colletotrichum abscissum is the source of this 348-nucleotide messenger RNA. RefSeq lists its product as uncharacterized. NCBI's taxonomy places the organism in Eukaryota, Fungi, Ascomycota, Sordariomycetes, Glomerellales, Glomerellaceae. The coding region runs from base 1 to 348 and encodes 115 amino acids. The transcript is spliced from 2 exons. The record is from RefSeq and is a predicted model, not a curated record.